Molecule: messenger RNA, 1814 nt
Organism: Triticum aestivum (bread wheat)
Lineage: Eukaryota; Viridiplantae; Streptophyta; Magnoliopsida; Poales; Poaceae
Exons: 4
Coding region: 119-1192 (357 amino acids)
Cellular component (GO): membrane
Source: RefSeq, a predicted model, not a curated record
CCACUCCCUAGCGCGUCCCUCUCUCUUCUCCACCACCUCGCGCACCUUGCCUCCUGCUGCUCCCCGCCGCCGCGCCGCCGUCUCGCCGGAGUCCCGCAUUACCGCGCGGUGAGAAAAUAUGUCGGAACAAGCUCACAGCGUGGCAAUAGCGAUAGAAGAAGACAUGCUGCUUGGAGAUUCAUCACUGCUGGAGGAAGCUGAGAGAGGGGCAAUGCCGUCAGGAGAAGGCGUGCUGCUUGGAGAUUCGUCACAGUCUCAGCUGCAAGAGAUCAGUGUUAACCAUGAGAGUAUGUUGGAAGAAGCUGACAUCGUGGCAAUAUCUAUUGGAGAAGAGGUUCUGCAUGGAGAUUCAUCGCUGCCGAAAGAAGCUGACAGCAGAGCAAUAUCUAUUGGAGAAGAGGUGCUGCAUGGAGAUUCAUCGCUGCCGAAAGAAGCUGACAGCAGAGCAAUACCGUCAGGAGAAGGCAUACUGCUUGGAGAUUCGUUGCAGUCUCAGCAGCAAGAGAUCAAUGCUAACCAUGAGAAUACGGCGGAAGAAGCUGACACCGUUGCAACACCGUUAGGACUUAGGAGAAGGCUUGGAGGUUCAUCCCUGCUAGAAGAAGCUGACAGAGUGGCAAUAUCGAUAGGAGAAAAAGUGCUGCUUGGAGACUCAUCGCUGCCGGAAGAAGCUAACAGGAUGGCAAUACCGUCAGGGGAAGGCUUACAGCUUGUACAUUCUCCGCAGCCUCAGCAGCAAGAGAUCACUAUUGACCAUAGUCCACACAUGUCGAUUGAUGAGUUGCUCAAGGUGAUAAAAGGAGCCAAUGGCAUGCCGGUGCUGUUUGUCCCCUCCAGCAAUGGCCGACUGGCAGCGGUAGCCGUGGAUGGCCUUCAGAGUCUGGUACCUGCCAAUCGCAGCAACGAAGAGUCUGCUGAAAAGAAGCACGAAGCUUUCUGUUCCUGGUUGAUGCUCCUGAUGUCACUGGUCGCCACCGUCACCUUCACCGCAGGGCUCACCCCACCCGGUGGUUUCUGGGCCGCCGACGACAAAUCCAACGGGCACGUCGCUGGUAUGUCAGUUAUGCGCAGCAAAUCUUACAGGAGGUACUUGAACUUUUACUACAGCAACACGACCGCUUUCUUCACAUCCUUGAUGAUCAUUGGAAUGCUCGCCAGAAACAUAAAUAACCUACAGAGCCCACUUACUUGAAGAGUAAUAUUUUCAAAGGCGUGGUAGUUACUUGUUUUAUGAGCUUGGGGUGUAGCUAUAUCUCCGGAACGUGGGACGGAUCACCUUUUCGACUGAUUUACCCCAUUACUGUGUUUCUACUCAACAUUGUUUACAUGGUCCUGCCUUGGCUUCAGAAUUGGAUCCAAAGCCGCAGUGGAUCCAAUGCAAGAAACCCUCAAUAGGUUGGCUUGUUGCUACGAAUAAAUUAGUACAGUAAGGAAGAUGAUUUUACAGAAGAAACAAGAAGAGAAGUCCUUACAACAGCCUGCCUGCAAAUUUAUGCCGUCACAGGGGGAAACAAUUGGCCUGUUUUCGAUUUGUAAACGUGUGUGAGAAUUGGUUUGCUAUUCAAGACUCCUAUUUGUAAACGUCAAGUUGUAAUUUGAUUCAUGUCAAGAAUACUCCAUCAUCUCUUUUUUGGGUUCAGACUGGCUGAAUUUGCACAACAGUCACCUCAUUUUGCCUAUGUGAACCGUCAGAUAAAAAACAAACAGCCUAGAUUUAGCUUCUAAUCUGAACCGUUUGCCUCAUUUUGCCUCUGUGAACCGUUUUCUCCUGUAAAUAUUUACUGUACCGCCUAAUCUGAACCGUUUGCCUCAAA